GCACUGGGAGUCAAUCUAAAUGGUGCAAAAAAUGUAAUACAACUAAUAUUGAUAAUAAAAAACGUACUUGCUCUAAAUAUAAUGAAAAACUAGAUACAUUGGCUGUUUUACAAGCGGAAUCUGCUAACGAG
Messenger RNA from Racocetra persica, 131 nucleotides. The record is from the annotation of a GenBank genome assembly. NCBI's taxonomy places the organism in Eukaryota, Fungi, Glomeromycota, Glomeromycetes, Diversisporales, Gigasporaceae.